GUCAAAGAGUAUUCGAAAGUUCAUGAAUUGGUAGUCUUACUAGUGGGGAUCAAGCAAAAAUGCAUAAAAACUUUGAGGAUAUUACCAAUGAUAAGGUGUACAUGACAUAUGUACAAGCAAUGUAUGGUGGGGGUGGUUGGCCCCUAAGUGUCUUUCUUUCUCCCGAUCUAAAGCCUUUAAUGGGUGGGACUUACUUUCCUCCAGAUGAUAAAUAUGGCAGACCUGGCUUUAAAACUAUACUUAGGAAGGUCAAAGAAGCUUGGGACACAAAAAGAGAUGUGCUAAUCCAAAGUGGGGCAUUUGCUAUAGAGCAACUUUCAGAAGCAUUAUCUGCUAAUGCAAGAUCAGAGAAGCUACCACAAGGGCUACUAGAAAAGGCAUUGCAAAAAUGUGCUGAGCAGCUUUCUGAAAGCUUCGAUUCGGAGUAUGGUGGAUUUGGGUCUGCACCAAAAUUCCCCAGACCGGUUGAAAUCCAGCUAAUGCUUUACCGUUCAAAGAGGUUGAGGGAGAAUGGUAUGUCAGGUGAAGCAAGGGAAGAUCUAAGUAUGGUGGUGAUGACCUUACAGGGCAUUGCAAGGGGUGGUAUUCAUGAUCACAUCGGAGGCGGUUUUCACAGAUACAGUGUGGAUGAAUGUUGGCAUGUACCACACUUUGAGAAAAUGUUGUAUGACCAAGGGCAACUUGCCAAUGUUUACUUGGAUGCUUUUUCUAUCACGAAAGAUGCUGUCUACUCAAAUAUGUCUCGAGAUAUUCUUGAUUAUCUGAGAAGAGAGAUGAUUGGCCCUAAUGGAGAAAUAUUUUCGGCGGAGGAUGCUGAUAGUGCAGAAUAUGAAAGUGCAUUAAGAAAAAAGGAGGGUGCUUUCUAUAUUUGGACAAGUCGAGAGAUUGAAGAGCUUCUUGGAGAGCAUGCUCCUCUUUUUAAAGAGCAUUACUACAUUAAAGCAUCAGGAAACUGUGACCUCUCAAGGAGGAGUGAUCCCCAUAAUGAGUUCAGGGAUAAGAAUGUGCUUAUAGAGAGACACAGUGUUUCUGAAAUGGCAGCAAAGUUUGAUAUGACUGUAGAUGAGUAUCUGAAGAUCUUGGGAAAAUGUCGGAAGAAACUUUUUGAUAAGAGAGCAAAACGGCCAAGGCCAUGUUUGGAUGAUAAGGUCAUUGUUUCUUGGAAUGGACUUGCAAUUUCAUCAUUUGCUAGAGCAUCUCAAAUCCUGAAGAGUGAGCCAGAAGGAACAAAGUUUUACUUUCCUGUAGUUGGUAGUCAUCCUAGGGAAUACAUGGAUGUUGCAGAAAAGGCGGCUUCAUUUAUCAGAAAGCAUCUUUACAACCAGCAAACUGGCAAGCUGCAACACAGCUACAGAAAUGGCCCAUCUAAAGCACCUGGGUUCCUUGAUGAUUAUGCCUUCCUGAUAUCUGGACUUUUGGAUCUAUAUGAGUUUGGCGGUUCAAUAUUCUGGUUGGCAUGGGCAAUUGAGUUGCAGCGUAUGCAAGAUGAACUAUUCCUUGACAAAGAGGGAGGAGCUUACUUUAAUAACCCAGGGGAGGAUCCAUCUGUUCUUCUCCGCUUGAAAGAAGACCAUGAUGGUGCAGAACCAUCUGGGAACUCUGUUUCGGCAAUUAAUCUAGUCAGGUUGGCUUCUUUGGUUUCUAAUGGAUCUAAUCACUACAGGGACACUUCAGAACGUCUAUUGGCUGUCUUUGAGAAGAGGUUGAACGAAACGGCAGUGGGCGUGCCACUUAUGUGUUGUGCUGCAGAUAUGCUGCUUUCUAUCUCUCCGAGGAGGAAGCAGGUUGUCCUUGUUGGUCACAAGUUGUCACCAGAGUUUGACCGCAUGUUGGCUGCUGCACAUGCAUCAUAUGAUCCCAACAAAACAGUGAUUCACAUAGACCCAAGCGACUCGGAUGAAUUGCGAUUCUGGGAGGAAAACAACGAGAAGAUAGCCACAAUGGCGAAAACCAAUUUUGUUGUUAGGGACAAGGUUGUGGCUCUGGUGUGCCAGAAUUUUGCUUGCAGUCCUCCAGUUUACGAUGCUAAAGCUCUUGAAUCUUUGCUCUUGAAAUGACCUAGCAUAUUGUCUUUGAUGACAGUAGGAAGCUAUAGUUGAAGAGGAUGCAGAUAUACUGGUAAAGUACAAACUUGUGUGUGUCUGUAAAAGGAUAAAUCAAGGAGGAUUUACAUCAGAAAAACCUGUUUGUGCAAAUUUCUUGUGAUAACCUGUGGCCAAUGUAUUUCAUGAUUUCUAUUUAUUAUAAUGUACUGUAUUUUUUAUAUCUUCGUUAUUACAAGUCAACUUGUUUUUUGACUGUGUAGAGCUGGUCAUUUGUGAACAACCAUAGACCUAACAAAAUAGGGUCAGGUCC
Cuscuta campestris is the source of this 2355-nucleotide messenger RNA. The record is from the annotation of a GenBank genome assembly. NCBI's taxonomy places the organism in Eukaryota, Viridiplantae, Streptophyta, Magnoliopsida, Solanales, Convolvulaceae.